Drosophila busckii is the source of this 1082-nucleotide messenger RNA. Its product is annotated as transmembrane protein 177. The transcript is spliced from 3 exons. The record is from RefSeq and is a predicted model, not a curated record. The coding region runs from base 54 to 1010 and encodes 318 amino acids. NCBI's taxonomy places the organism in Eukaryota, Metazoa, Arthropoda, Insecta, Diptera, Drosophilidae.
CGGGCAGGUUGUAUUUUGUUUCAUAAGCGUUAAGAAUAAUUUUUUUUUUAAGAAUGCAAAAGAAAGCCGGUAGCGGCCUAAUGGGCUUUUUCAAAACUGAAGCAGGUCGUCAAGUAGUCUUCUAUGCGGCGGGCACCACUACACUUGGCCUUUUUGCUAUUAACUUUCUGCCACACUCGCUUGGACUAAAGUAUUACCGGGAAUUCGUGCAAUGUUAUCAAAAUGGAAUUGAAAGAGCUGUACCUGAAGCGGUACUGCGACGCGUAGAGCAAGCAAUGGAAAAAUUACAAGUGGACCCACGUGAGCGAAAGUUUGUGCAUCCAUUCACCGUAUUUGGCUUUGAUCUGUUUCAAGCGGGUACUACAAAAUUCCGUAACGGCGCCGCACUGGGAAUACCUGUAAACUAUGGCUAUGACAACCCAAGCGAAAUAAAGCGUGCAGAUAUACGCUUUCGUGACAAGCAAAUUGAUUGGAGCUCUGAGAGCGGUAAGCUGCUGGAACAGGCAAUUGUGUUAAAUGAGGAUGAGCAAGUAUUUGGAUUGAGCAAAGCCCUAUUGCAACUACAGACGCAUCGCGUGCUGCUUAAUUCCAUAUUUCCCAGCGUGAGCUUUUUAAUGGUCUACAGCAUGGGACAUUAUCUAAAUCACAGACUUAAUCUCUUUGCGCGACAUGGAAGUAUGCGGUUUGUUAUGUACAGCAUUUUGGGCUUGUUUGGCCUUGGCAGCUGGUGCUUUAUGAAAGAUUUCCAUCAGGUUAGCACCGAUGCUGAAAUUGAUAAGCAACUGGCUUCCAUGGGACCACAGUUUGUAGCUGCUGGCGUUAGCUUUUAUGACAAACAUCUCAAAAAGAAUAUUGCGCUGCGUAAUCUCAUUGGAGACAAUACCUACACCGCCCUAGGAAAUGAGAACUAUAUGCUGCGUCAAAAGUCCAUGCCGAUUACAGCACGCAAAUCAUUUUUCGAGGAAAAAUGGCAGCAGCUUCAAAAUCCACCAACAGAAGAAACGCAAUAAAUAUAAUUUUUAUACAUUUAUUGAAAUUGUUGGGAUUAUUUUAUACUUAAAAUCUAAAGAGUAACAUGAGCG